AUGUCGAGUGCUUCCGCAGAUGGCCAGCGCACUUAUGUGGAUUUGAAAUUCAUCACCGCAACUACGGUCAAGUCCACAGAAACGAAGCUCCGCACACACACGCAUAGCUACACCACUCAUCCUCCAAUGGUCUAUAUAUACUGGCCUAGGCCAUUGCUACUGAUGCACCACCGCUCGCAAAAGCUAGUCGUCGUGGCGUACGCAGACAAGGGCGCAGAUCCUGUGGUGCUACAUUUGAUCAAAGAGGACAUCUACAGGCCCGUGCAGGCGCCGUACGCUCGCAUCGGGACCGUGGACUGCAGCGGCAACUUCCAGUACCAGCGGGAAGGCGGAGCAGCGGGCGCAGAGCGCGCGAUGGUCAUAGAGUUCACCCCCCCGAAGCUAACACUAAUGCAGUUUUUUUCGAUGGACCCCAUCUCGUUGAUCCUGCCGGAAAAGCUGCAGACGGACCCGUUCGUGGACGAGCCGGACGGGCCCAACAACAUGCUGGAGCUCCUCGCCGGGGGCGGGGUGAGCCGCACGCGGUUGCGGGGGACGUUGGACGUGGUGAACAUGUACUACCGGCACGUGGAGCGGUUCGAAAAGCAGUACCCGGAGUACGCGGACUCGCGGAUGAGCCUCCGGCAGCGGUGGGGGCGGGCGAAGCGGUGGCUGGGCGGGACGUGGGCGUUCCAAGUGAUGUGCACUGUGGUGUUAUACGUGGUGAUGAUGGUGCGGGUGGUGGCGGGGGCGAUCACAACCAUGUUGAACUGGCGGCACCUGCCGCUGAUCGCGGUGUCGACGACGAUGCAGCAGAUCGACCUCCGGGCGCAGCAGCUCUGCUACAUGCCAGUCCAGUACCUGCGGAUCCACGGGCACAUGGUGGCGCCGGCGGGGGAGCCGCGGAUGAAGGCGCCGGGCGGGCGCGGGCGGCGGCGCAGCGUGUCGUUCCAGACGUUGCCGUGCGAGUUCUACCCGGACUACAUCCGACUGUACAACACACUGUGGCUCAUCGCGAACGACGUGUCGUUGGGCGUCACGUUCGGGGCGCUCUUGGUGGAGAAGCGCGAGCCGCUCGCGGCGGCGCUCCAGCAUGUGCUCCGAGCGGCGUUGUACGGGCUACCGAUGCGGAUCACGCGCUUCCUCAACGAGAGCCCGUUCGGGAUCAAGCUCAAUGGCGAGCUCUCGAAGUUCUUGAGCGAGCUGUUCACGUGGAUCAUGGACUUUGUGUUCCGGCUCUUCAUCGUGCGCUUCACCGAGGUGCCAGCGCUCGAGCACGUGGUCAUGGUGGUGGCGCACGUGUCGUCGGUGGUGGGCGUGACGUUUGCGUUGGCGUUGAUCAUCGACGGCAUCUCUGUGUUCUCGUUGCACAUCUCGUUGUUCUACCUCAUCAGCGCGAAGUUGUACCGCUGGCAGCUCCACGUGAUGACCUCCUUCUUCUACCUCUUCUGCGGCAAGAAGAUCAACGUGCUCCGCAAGCGCAUUGACAACGACACGUUCCACUUGGACCAGGUGUUGAUGGGCACGCUUUUGUUCAUCGUGUUGAUCUUCUUGUUGCCGACGGUGUUCGCGUACUACUUGACGUACACGCUCAUCUGCGUCGUGUUGACCAUCGUGCCGCUCUUGUUGGAGGCGAGCAUGGCAUUGUUGAACCACUUCCCGCUCUUCGCGCUCCUCUUGCGGCUCAAGGACCCCAUGCGGCUCCCCGGGGGCAUUUACUUCCAGCUGAAGCACAACCGCUUCUCGCUCAACUCCAACCCAUUGAAGGUGGCGAUGAUGUUCCAGCCCUACCUGGAGAUCUUGACGAUCAUCCGUGACAAAUUCAUGUCGCUCAACACCCUCAGCAGCAUCAUCGCAGGCGAACCCAUCAUGGUGCACAGACUCUACCUCUACCAGGUCCUAUACUCGUCCCUCCCCAUAAGGCCCAUCGACGCGACCCUACUUUGGACAGAGCUCCAACGACUAAUGACAUGGAAAGAUAAUCCUUUGUACUAUACGCAUAUCUAA
Molecule: messenger RNA, 1986 nt
Organism: Eremothecium gossypii ATCC 10895
Lineage: Eukaryota; Fungi; Ascomycota; Saccharomycetes; Saccharomycetales; Saccharomycetaceae
Gene: GPI1
Product: phosphatidylinositol N-acetylglucosaminyltransferase
Exons: 1
Coding region: 1-1986 (661 amino acids)
Biological process (GO): GPI anchor biosynthetic process
Cellular component (GO): membrane; endoplasmic reticulum
Source: RefSeq, marked provisional